This is a messenger RNA of Cercocebus atys (sooty mangabey), 1600 nucleotides long. It is a transcript of the gene MAGEA10, whose product is annotated as melanoma-associated antigen 10. Gene Ontology annotation, biological process: negative regulation of transcription by RNA polymerase II. The record is from RefSeq and is a predicted model, not a curated record. Lineage: Eukaryota; Metazoa; Chordata; Mammalia; Primates; Cercopithecidae. Gene Ontology annotation, cellular component: nucleus. Gene Ontology annotation, molecular function: histone deacetylase binding. The transcript has 5 exons. Bases 417 to 1529 code for a protein of 370 amino acids.
GGAUCAGAGAGAAGCGAGGUUCUCGUUCUGAGGGACAGGCUUGAGAUCGGCUGAAGAGAGCGGGCCCGGGCUCUGUGAGGAGGCAAGGGAGGUGAGAACCUUGCUCUCAGAGGGUGACUGAAGUCAACACAGGGAGCCCCUCUUUUCUACAGACACAGUGAGUCACAGGAUCUGACAAGAGUCCAGGAGCUCCAGAGACUGUGAGGUGAAGCCUUGGUCUAAGGCGGUGUUUUCAGGUCACAGAGCAGAGAGGGCCCAGACAGUGCCAGUAGUCAAGGUUAUCAGGGGACAGGGAGACCAAGAGGUCAAGAGCUGUGGGACACCACAGAGCAGCACUGAAAGAGAAGACCUGCCUGUGGGUCCCCAUCGCUCAACUCCUGCCCACUCUCCCACCUGCUACCCUGAUCAGAGUCAUCAUGCCUCGAGCUCCAAAGCGUCAGCGCUGCAUGCCUGAAGAAGACCUUCAAUCCCAAAGUGAGACACAGGGCCUCGAGGGUGCACAGGCUCCCCCAGCAGUGGAGGAGGAUGCUUCAUCAUCCACUUCCACCAGCUCCUCUUUUCCAUCCUCUUUUCCCUCCUCCUCCUCUUCCUCCUCCUCCUCCUCCUGCUAUCCUCUAAUACCAAGCACCCCAGAAGAGGUUUCUGCUGAUGAAGGGACACCAAAUCCUCCCCAGAGUGCUCAGAUAGCCUGCUCCUCUCCCUCAGUCAUUGCCUCCCUUCCAUUAGACCAAUCUGAUGAGGGCUUCGGCAGCCAAAAGGAGGAGAGUCCAAGCACCCUACAGGCCCUGCCAGACAAUGAGUCUUUACCCAGAAGUGAGAUAGAUGAAAAGGUGACUGAUUUGGUGGAGUUCCUGCUCUCCAAGUAUCAAACGAAGGAGCCGAUCACAAAGGCAGAAAUACUAGAGAGUGUCAUAAAAAAUUAUGAAGAACACUUCCCCGUGAUGUUCAGUGAAGCCUCCGAGUGCAUGUUGCUGGUCUUUGGCAUUGAUGUAAAGGAAUUGGACCCCACUGGCCACUCCUUUGUCCUUGUCACCUCCCUGGGCCUCACCUAUGAUGGGAUGCUGAGUGAUGUCCAGAGCAUGCCCAAGACUGGCAUUCUCAUACUUAUCCUAAGCAUAAUCUUCAUAGAGGGCUACUGCACCCCUGAGGAGGUCAUCUGGGAAGCACUGAAUAUGAUGGGACUGUAUGAUGGGAUGGAGCACUUCAUUUAUGGGGAGCCCAGGAAGCUGCUCACCCAAGAUUGGGUGCAGGAAAACUACCUGGAAUACCGGCAGGUGCCUGGCAGUGAUCCUGCACGGUAUGAGUUCCUGUGGGGUCCAAGGGCCCAUGCUGAAAUUAGGAAGAUGAGUCUCCUGAAAUUUUUGGCCAAGGUAAAUGGGAGUGAUCCCAGAUCCUUCCCACUGUGGUAUGAGGAGGCUUUGAAAGAUGAGGAAGAGAGAGCCCAGGCUAGAAUUGCCACCACAGAUGAUACUACUGCCAUGGCCAGUGCAAGUUCUAGUACUACAGGCAGCUUCUCCUACCCUGAAUAAAGUAAGACAGAUUCUUCACUGUGUUUUAAAAGGCACGUCAAAUACCACAUGAUCUCACUCAUAUGUGGAAU